GACAGGGUGGAGAGGUUGAUGGGACACAGCUGUGACCCAUCACCUGAGUGAUUGCUGCUCCUCCACCCUGCCACAGUCAUGUUUUUGCUUCAGCAGCUGCAAAUGUGUUGCUUUCGAUUUGUUGGUGCACAGUUGAAAAAAAAGAGGAAAAAGAAAACCCAGAACUGAAAAAGGAAAUCGGCAACUGCAGCAUCGCUUCACUUCAACAGAUUACUAGAGGCACGGCUUCAGACUGCAGCUGAGCUGAGAGCCAUGAAUCCCACUCAACCAGCUGAGAGAUAUUCAAGUGAGAGUCUUCCCAUGCACGGACGAAUGGAGAUGUUCUCUGGAGACCAAGACCCUCUGACAUCGGUGCAAUACACCACUAUCAACAUGGUGACCGAGCCCCCGAAGGACCACAUCGUGUGGUCCCUCUGGUGUUUCUUCUACGGAAACCCCUGUUGCCUCGGACUGGCAGCACUCAUAUUCUCUAUCAAGGCCAGAGACCGGAAGAUGGUUGGAGAUAUGCCUGGCGCCCGGCACUACGGCUCCACCGCCUGUUGCCUCAACACCGUGGCCACGGUCCUGGUUUCCCUCUCAAUCAUUAUUGCCAUUAUUACAGUCAGUGUCAUACUAGCACAGCUCUCCAGGUUAUAGAUACAGAAGAUAACCACCGUGACCUGGUGAUGCCCGUGUAGCUUCUUUGCUGUUUUCAUUUAACUUUUUCUGCCAUUUGUAACUUUUCCUUUUUUUACUUCAGCAAAAUAAGAAAGACUUUUGAGUGCCGGGCUUCCUGUUGGCUUUUUUAUUUUUAUAUCUGUAAUUAUUCACCCUGUUGAGGGUAUGUCAUCAUGACUUACAGUUGGUGGUUAAGCACUUUUGUAACAGGAAACGCUAACCAAAGCAGAUUUCCAGAUAAACUCUUUGAAACCGUUUUGCAAUAACAAUACUUCUAAGUUUUCCUUUCUUAAAAUCAAUCUUGAAAGUAGAAUCAACCUGUUAUAAAAUUCUGACUUGUUUUUCUCAACAUUUACAUCUAAAAUAAAAAGUUUACAUAUUCCAA
Messenger RNA from Cololabis saira (Pacific saury), 1042 nucleotides. RefSeq names its product dispanin subfamily A member 2b-like. The record is from RefSeq and is a predicted model, not a curated record. NCBI's taxonomy places the organism in Eukaryota, Metazoa, Chordata, Actinopteri, Beloniformes, Belonidae. Gene Ontology annotation, cellular component: plasma membrane. The coding region runs from base 253 to 636 and encodes 127 amino acids. The transcript is spliced from 2 exons.